CGCAGGGAUCCGGAUGUCAGGACGGAGUUGAUUUAUAUAAACUUAACACCUGCUGGCGCUUUGCAAAGCUAGUCAGUUUGCUAAACUGUUUUCAGUCCUCUACCACCCAAACUUUCACUUCCUCUGGAUCGCAAAUCCUCAAUACGUUCAUUUUCGUUUAACUUCAUUUCAUACCGACUCAUUUAAAAAAGGAGCGCGUGAGAAGCAUUAUUCGUUUAUAAUGCAAGUCGAUGUGUGAAGACUCACUUCAGUCGUUAAAACGAAAGUGCACACAGUUUGACAUGCAGAGAUGUUCGGGCUGAUGUCAUGUUGGGCUGUUUAUGGGUGUCCUUGGCUCUUCCUCGUCUUCAGCCCCCGCUCCUUGUGUAGCUAUUUUAAGCAGCGCGUCUCUGUCACACACAUACAGCGUUUGUUCUGUCGGAUGGAGAUCACCAUGAAGUUUAUGUGGUCAUGAGGAGCGCAGGAUAGAAACGCAUCAUCAUGAGGAUGAGGCAAAGCAGGUAAAUGCCGGGCCUGCUGAAUGAAGGCGAGCAGAAGCACGUGGACAUCAGAGGUUCUGUCUAACUCAUGAUGCCGUCGUCCACGCGGAAAGGAGGUCUGAAAGACCCGGAGUCGACCAACCUCUUUUUCAAAGAUGACCCGGAAGAAGUCUUCUGUGACCUUCACGAGAUCGGCCAUGGGAGUUUCGGAGCAGUGUACUUUGCCCGAAACUCCUAUUCCAACGAGGUGGUGGCCAUUAAGAAGAUGUCCUACAAUGGCAAGCAGACCACUGAGAAAUGGCAGGACAUCAUUAAAGAGGUGAAAUUUUUGGAACAGCUACGACAUCCAAACACCAUUGAAUACAAAGGCUGCUACUUGAAGGACAACACAGCAUGGCUUGUGAUGGAGUAUUGUCUCGGCUCUGCUUCAGACUUAUUAGAGGUUCACAAGAAACCCCUCCAAGAGGUUGAAAUUGCUGCCAUUACCCAUGGUGCCUUGCUAGGACUGGCUUACCUACAUUCCCAUAACAUGAUCCACAGAGACGUGAAGGCUGGUAAUAUCCUCCUGACUGAGCCUGGUCAGGUCAAACUGGCUGAUUUUGGCUCCGCUUCCAUUGCCUCUCCUGCCAACUCCUUCGUGGGAACCCCAUACUGGAUGGCUCCAGAAGUGAUUUUAGCCAUGGAUGAGGGUCAGUAUGAGGGGAAGGUGGACGUCUGGUCUCUGGGGAUCACAUGCAUAGAGCUGGCUGAACGCAAGCCUCCUCUCUUCAACAUGAAUGCUAUGAGUGCCUUAUACCACAUCGCCCAAAACGACUCUCCCUCCUUACAGUCCAAUGAUUGGUCGGAUGCAUUCCGGAGUUUCGUUGACUACUGCCUACUAAAAAUUCCUCAGGACAGACCCUCCUCAGCAGAACUCCUGCGGCAUGAGUUUGUGAGGAGAGAGCGUCCUUUACGGGUCCUCAUCGAUCUGAUCCAGAGGACGAAGGAUGCGGUCAGAGAGCUGGACAACCUGCAGUACCGUAAAAUGAAAAAAAUCCUCUACCAAGAGAAACACAACGGCCCAAUGGGGGAGUCUCAGGAAGAGGAGGAGGAUGGAGAUCAGGCAGGCUGUAAGAUGAACAGUUUGGGCAGUAAUCAUUCCAUCCCCAGCACCUCUGUUAGCACCGGCAGUCAGAGCAGCAGCGUCAACAGCCUGCAGGAGGUGCCAGAUGACUCCUGCUCCGAGCUGCACCACGACUACGACAGCACCCUCGAGUCUUCCACGCACCACAAAAAGGAUCAUCAGUAUAUCCCUGAUGAGCUUCCUCACCGGGACCACCGGUCGGACCUGCAUCCGUCCUCAUCGGAAAGAGCUCCGGCUCAUAACUAUAAAAACCGUGAGCGCUUCGCCACCAUCAAGUCAGCCUCACUGGUAACGCGACAGAUCCACGAACAUGAGCAGGAAAAUGAGCUCCGAGAGCAGAUGUCAGGGUACAAACGCAUGCGACGGCAGCACCAGAAGCAGCUGAUUGCUCUGGAGAACAAGCUGAAGGCAGAGAUGGAUGAGCACAGGCUGAAGCUCCAAAAAGAACUGGAAACCCACGCCAACAAUGCCUUCAUUGAGCUGGAGAAACUUGCCAAGAAGCACGCCAUCCAAACUGACAAAGAAAUGAAAACACUGGGAGCUGAUGAGAAGAAGUUCCAGCAGCAAAUCAUGGCCCAGCAGAAGAAAGAGCUCACCAACUUCCUUGAUAACCAGAAGAAACAGUAUAAGCUGUGCAAGGAGAAGAUCAAAGAGGAAAUGAGUGAAGACCAUAGCACGCCUAAGAAAGAGAAGCAGGAGAGGCUCUCCAAGCACAAGGAGAACAUUCAGCACUCUCAGGCUGAAGAAGAGGCUCAGCUGCUGGGUCAGCAGAGGGCUUUCUACGAUAGAAACUGCAGGGCCUUCAAACGCAAGAUCAUGGUCAAGAGACACGAGUUUGAGCAGGAGCAGUUACGAGAGGAGUUGAAUAAGAAGAAGACCCAGAAGGAAAUGGAGCAUGCUAUGUUGAUCAGACAAGACGAGUCGACUCAAGAACUUGAGCACAGACAGCUGAAGACGCUACAGAAACUUCGCAUGGAUCUGAUCCGCCUGCAGCACCAAACAGAGCUGGAGAACCAGAUCGAAUACAACAACCGGAGAGAGAGAGAACUGCACAGGAAACAUGUGCUCGAACUACGGCAGCAGCCCAAGAACCUCAAGGCUAUGGAGCUUCAGAUAAAGAAACAGUUCCAGGAUACGUGUAAAGUCCAGACAAAACAGUACAAGGCCCUGCGGCACCAUCAGCUAGAGGUGACCCCCAAAAGCGAGCACAAGACGGUGUUGAAAGCCCUGAAGGAUGAGCAAACGCGCAAACUGGCCAUCCUGGCCGAGCAGUACGAGCAGAGCAUCAACGAGAUGAUGGCAACACAGGCACUCCGUCUGGAUGAGGCUCAGGAGGCGGAGUGCCAGGCACUGAGGCAGCAGCUGCAGCAGGAGAUGGAGUUACUCAGUGCGUACCAGAGCAAGAUCAAGAUUCAGACCGAGGCUCAGCACGAGCGUGAGCAACAGAAACUGGAGCAGAAAGUCUCACUGCGCCGAGCGCACCUUGAACAGAAGAUUGAGGAGGAGCUGGCUUCUCUUCAGAAAGAGCGCACUGACCGAAUCAAACACCUGCUGGACCGUCAGGAGAGAGAAAUCGACGCCUUCGAUAUGGAGAGCCUUCGUAUGGGUUUCAAUAACUUGGGUGCUUUGGACUACCCUAAAGAUGACUACAGAUGAGACCAUAACACUCCGCCCCAUCCUCCCUCUUUCCUGCUCGUCCACUUAUCCUUUUUUUUUUUUUUUUUUUUUUUUUUUUUGGAACAAAUCUGUUGUUUUUGCUACUGACCGUCCUAUCAAUCCUCUGGGCUGGUGCCUGCACAGGCCUUACACAUUUCUAGACACAUCAUGGGAGAACAUGCUGGAUAACAUCCUUUAGUUGUCUCUUUUUAUAUAUAAAUAUUCUAUACGAGACGAUUAAAUCUGUCAGUGUUGAUGUCAAUGUUUUCUCGUGCAAUGGUAACACUUUCAGUGUAAUUACAAUUAAAUAGAGAUUUCAAGACAAAAGCAAUAUGAACGGGGUUUGUAUUGCCAAUUUUAAUCCAGAUGCACUUUUUUUUUUUUUUUGACAGGUUGUGAUUUAAGAAUUUUUUUAAAGCUUUUUUUUUUUUUUUUUUUUUUUUGCUGCAGCCUCUGCCUCUUGCUGCUUGAAUCUCUAUUUGGUAUUUAUUCACCCAGAGAAAAUGACAAACACCUUUUAAGUAUUGGCGAAAUUUGAUAAAGUUUGCUUAUUAAACCAGUGUACAUAUUUGAUAGUUGCAUCUGUGACUCUGAGAUUCUUAUGGUAAUUGAAUAUUUUAUUUUUUUGAGAACCCACUGCAUUCAUAUGUACGUUACCAUAAUUCACCUCAGCUGAGGUGCACAAUGUGAUUAAUACAUAUGUGAAUCUUAACUCGUGGUACCCGCACAAAGGGCUGAAGGGGAAGGGACAUGUAUUUUGUGUAUAGAAGGCUUUAUGGAGAACUUUUACUUAUUUUCCUAUUACAUUUUAACUGAAUUGCAAUUUCUUUUUAUAUAUAUACACAUAUAUACACACACACAUCUAUAUAUAAUAAAUGUUUCACCACCCUUUCCCUCCUGCAGUCACUGGUGAAAUUUUCAAAAGCCUCUCGUUUCAUGAUCUUCUCCAGCUGUGUAUUUUCGACAAAGUCCCAUUAGUGAAUAAAAACGCUUUACUGUCGCAUGCACUUUACAUUUGUUUUCAAGGUGAGGAGGCAUGAUUCUGUCAGAGCUUUUAAUUAUAUUUGUAAAUAAAGUGCUCAUCACACAA
Messenger RNA from Carassius auratus (goldfish), 4348 nucleotides. It is a transcript of the gene taok3a, whose product is annotated as TAO kinase 3a. Gene Ontology annotation, molecular function: ATP binding; protein serine/threonine kinase activity. Gene Ontology annotation, cellular component: cytoplasm. Gene Ontology annotation, biological process: protein phosphorylation; regulation of cytoskeleton organization. The record is from RefSeq and is a predicted model, not a curated record. Bases 568 to 3258 code for a protein of 896 amino acids. The transcript has 20 exons. Lineage: Eukaryota; Metazoa; Chordata; Actinopteri; Cypriniformes; Cyprinidae.